GAGGGACCGUGUUUGUCAGGAGCUUUGGGGCGUUCACACGAGAAGCCGGGCAUAGCGAUUGGACAGCUCACGAGAGAUACAAACACACGUGUGAUGUGUUUUUAGCUUUCAAACUGAAUUUAGGCGGGUUGUUCGGUUUUCCUCCGCAGUAUCCACUGCAGUCUGUAUCGAGAUCAGACAGCUCCGUGACGGCUGUUUGGAAUGAUUCGGUUGUAUUAAGAUUCAGUUAGAAGUGUUUUGAUGGGGAAUAACGGAUCUUCCACGGGGGUUUCCGCUCAAGGGACAGUUCACAAGAAAAGAGUUCAGUGGCAAAGCAGAAGUCUGCAAGACUCCAGCCUACAGCAUCGCCCAGUGGCCAGUAGGCAGUACUGUACGGUUUCCAACAGUGGAGCAGAGCGCCACAACUCUGCCCUUCCAAUCAGCGUCAAGUCUCCCCGUUUUCACCCCCACGCCAAGGGCAAAAAUAUUCGACUGGACACACAACUGCGCCGGGCAACUCGGAAGAACAGUUUCUGCAAUGGCAUCACCUUCAGCCAGUGUCCUCUGCGUUUGUAUGAGAAGGUGCGGUUGCGCCUCUCAGGUGUCCACACAGGCUGGAGUGGAGCUCUACGCUUUGGUUUCACAAGCUUAGACCCUAGCAAUCUUGCCUUAGCUGACAUCCCCAAAUAUGCUUGCCCCGACCUGGUGACACGGCCAGGAUACUGGGCCAAGGCCUUGCCUGAGAGGCUGGCCAUGCGGGACAAUGUUCUGGCCUUCUGGGCUGACCGACAUGGCCGGGUCUUCUACAGCAUCAAUGAUGGAGAGCCCAUUCUCUUCCACUGUGGUCUAAGUGUCGGAUGCCUGCUCUGGGCCAUCAUAGACAUCUACGGAACCACACAAGAAGUUACAUUGCUCGAGAGCACGUUUGCUGAGAGCGUGGGCACAAGCUGUCUGAGUAGUGCCAGACUUAGUGCCUAUCUUCCCCAGAGCAACCACGACUCGGCUAACUACAGCAACAACCAGCUAGAGAGCAGCCAGGCUGCAGCAGCUAAAUUUGCCACAUUACAUCUCAGCAACUACAACCAACUCAUCCCCUGCUGCUCUAUGUCUUCUGCACCCUCUUCAACCACCUCCUUAAACAUACAGAGGGCUGCCCGCCAGCUCUCCAUGCCCCUUGACACUGACCUGCAUUUUCACCCAGUGCGAGGCCCUGACGUGGUUCUCUCAAAUGAUCAUACAGUUGCAUGUACCCACUUCCUGGACAGCAGCAGGACGUUGAUGUUCAGUGACAGGCCCGUCCGGGUUGGCGAGACUCUGUAUGUGGAGGUGGGUCAUCUAGGCUUGCCUUACUUUGGGGCUCUUCUCUUUGGUAUGACCUCUUGUGAUCCAGGCACCCUCAAUGCUGGAGAGCUGCCAGCUGACCCAGAGGUGCUUCUGGACCGUAAGGAGUAUUGGGUGGUCUACAGGGGUUUUCCUGUGCCAGCGGCAGGUGAUGUGCUCAGCUUUACAUUUCUGGCCAAUGGGGAGGUCCAUCAUGGGGUCAACGGAGGGGCACGCUGUCGUCUUCUGUGUGUUGACUCCUCUCAGGUUCUGUGGGCCUUCUUUACACUACACGGAGCUGUGAACCGGCUCAGAAUAUUAGGAACUGUUCAGGCCAGCCCUCCCACCUCCCCAUCAGUGUCUCAGGUAUCAACGCCUGAUGACAGUGACUCUGAUCUGGCUUUCACUGUCAACAGAUCCUCAUCAGCAUCUGAAUCCUCUCUAGUGACGGCUCCCAGCUCUCCUCUCAGUCCACCUGUCUCACCAAGUCUAUCCUCGUCAGAUGCAGCCCUGAGCAGCAAGAGCAGUGAGUGCACAGUGUGCUUCGAUCAAGAGGUGGACACCGUCAUCUAUACGUGUGGACACAUGUGUUUGUGUAAUGACUGUGGACUGAGGCUCAAGAGACAGAUCAAUGCGUGUUGUCCGAUUUGUCGGAGACCCAUAAAGGACGUCAUAAAAACCUACAGACCAUGAAGGGACUAAAACAUUUUGUGUCAAAUGAUUCAAUGCCAAACUUUGGAAGCUGUGGUUUAAUAUCUGGACUAAACUUGUAUUUAAGACCUUUUAUGUAGCUUUGAUUUGUGUAGCAUUAAGCUCUUGUCCAUUUUUCUCUCACCUCAUAUGUUAAAAGCAGAUCAUCUGAAGCUGAAGAUGAUUCAAGGUUUGAGAAUUAAUCUCUGUUUUGAACUGAUAUUUCCAGUGCCUUUAACAUUGUUUAUCGUUCCUCAAGCAUCAAACAGAUGAAUUAGACAAUCAUUUCUGAGAUGUAUUGCAUAGGUAUGAAGAAAUAAUUCAGAGAGACCUCAAGAUAUGAAGUAAAGAAUGUUUUAUUGUGUAAGUAAAUAAUACACAGGUCUACAAAUCUGUUUUUAUAUGUUAUUUUAAAGGAGUUAAAAGCUGUUGUCAUAUUGCAAGUGAAGAAAGAUUUGCAUUAUGAUAGUUGAAGGGUUUGGAGAUUUGUUGCACUUAUAUCUAGAGCUAAACUCGGCACUAAAAACACAUCUGUCCCUCUGGAUGAAGUGAUUUCAGAUGUGGAUCUUGAGGACUGCAUUUUAAGUAAGAACAAAAUAAUUUUUUAUAUAAUAGAGUGAUGUGGUAUUGUAUUGUAUUGUAUUGUAUUUCAUGUUUUGUUUUUUGUUUUCACAGAAGAUUUCUGUUUCUUUGUUUGUUUGAUUUGGAAUUAAUGACAUGGAGAAUCUGUUCUUUUCUUCUUACCUUGACAUUUUGUCCAAUUAGCAGUCUGAAAUUAAACCACAAACAAUAGGUUUAUUCUUUACAAUAAUCUUUUUUUUUUUUGGACUGUACAUCAGGAUGCAUUAUACUUAUUAGUAACAUAGAAGUGCCAGUGGUGAUGAUGAGAUAAAUUAUGUAAAACUAUUUACAUAAAAUCAAGUACUCGUGUAAUGGAUCGUAUACUACCAUCCAUUUAUCAUCAUUGUUGGUCUUCUGUCAAAUGUAACGUAAAAAUGCCAGUGACCAGACAAAACUAUUUUGUUUGGUUGACACCAUGAUUUCAAUUGGUUACAGUUGAAUUUUAGUUUCAUAUUAUUGUCAAUAAAAACCAGCCACAGUU
Molecule: messenger RNA, 3091 nt
Organism: Carassius auratus (goldfish)
Lineage: Eukaryota; Metazoa; Chordata; Actinopteri; Cypriniformes; Cyprinidae
Product: E3 ubiquitin-protein ligase NEURL1B-like
Exons: 5
Coding region: 241-1992 (583 amino acids)
Biological process (GO): ubiquitin-dependent endocytosis
Cellular component (GO): early endosome
Molecular function (GO): ubiquitin protein ligase activity
Source: RefSeq, a predicted model, not a curated record